CCAUAUUACGCUCGAUCGUGCACACUACGUAAUGGUACAAGAAUAACGUGUCGCGUCAUCUACGGCUAACGUGGUUGAUCAACAAGGAAGCGAGGGAGAACUGCUACAUUUCAAGAUCGGUAAGGCAGAGACACCCUUGAAUUCUUCUUUUAAAGGAUCGCCCCAUGACUUGGAAAGGGUUCACGAGAAGGGGGGAAUCAUUGUUUGGGGGAAAAGAUUAGCUUGGCAGAAUUUGAUGAUAGCAAGGCAUCAUGGGAGACAGCGGAAAGCCAUUUGCCUGCACAGAAAUUGGCUGUAACCAGCGUUUUGUGAAUGAGGAUCACCUGGAGGUGCACAGGAGGAAACAUGAGAUGUCACUGGGACUCCGAGACCUAAAAUCAUUGGACACCCCUGUUAUUGCGGACCAGACGCCCACCCCGACACGAUUUCUGAAGAACUGCGAAGAUGGGGGCCUCUUCAGUGAACCUCCAAAUCCAUUUGAUGCUCUGUUCCGCAAAGCCAGCGCCUUCAGAGCUACUGAUGCCACAGACAUGUCCUCCUCCAAGGUAGGGGAGACGACCUUGGACAUUGGCGAGUCGGUUGUGGAGAUCAACAGGGACUCCGAGCACACCGCUGAGGAGUCCUCUCAGCAGGCCGUCUCCUCUACAACGGGUGACGAGGCGGCCCAGCUGGGGCAGGCAGUGAUCCUCGGGGAGAUGCCCCCAGGGGAAGAGGAUGUAGCGGGCCUACCAGGGCAGGUGGUGGAAGUGUCCACCGUCUCCCAGACCUCCCAGGAAGUACUGCCAUCCCUGCAGCCGGCCCCACCUACGGUGAUCCAGUCCCUGGCACCAGCAGUACAGAGCAGUGCCCCGAUACAGCAGCAGACAGUUCAGCUCAACCGGAGCACCAUCCCCAUCUCGGGCCCCAUCCUCUUGCGCCUGCCAGGGGGCCAGACCAUUCCCGUUGUCCCACCCUCGGUGGCCAACCCCCAGGCACCCAUCCCUGUGGCCAUCUCGGCGGUGCCCCAGGUGUCGGUGGUGGUCAGCCAGGUGUCGGAGACUUUGCCACUGGAUUCUAAGUCGGUGAAGCAGAAACUGAAGAACAGUCUACUGACAAACCAGUCGCAAGGCAACAUGGGAGUCAUGGCUCAAGCAGUGGAUGUGGUCACCAGGCAGCAAGGCAUGGUAAACGAAGUGUCGAUUGAGACAUCUGGGGACCAAGGCUCGUCUGAGGGUCAAAUCAAGAGGCGACGGCGAAACUCAGAUAUGAGCGCUGACGAGAAGAGGGAGAGGUUCCUGGAGCGCAACCGGGCGGCGGCGACACGGUGCCGCAACAAGCGCAAGCAGUGGAUCAACAACUUGGAGCAAAAGGCCGAGGAAUACAAGAGCACUAACAACGUGCUGCUGUCUGAAGUUGCCAAGCUGAGAGAGGAGGUAGCCCAGUUGAAGCAGCUCCUUUUGGCCCACAACGACUGUCCAGUCACCGUCAUGCAGCGCCAGAACGGUGGUAACAUUUUCACAGCAGCUGUGGACUUGCAGAAGAAGGACCCCUCAGCGGGCAGAGAUGGAAGUCAAUCACCGAGGGGGGAAUCUAUUGUCCUGGAGGAGGCCAAGACCCUCCCAAGGUGACCUGGCCAUGCCCCCACCCAACGGAGAAUGCAUGCAGUGAUUUGUGAAAACCGAGUCGCGAUUGGCUGAGUUUUCAGGUGGAACCUUUUGUUUGUGAUUGCAGUUUGCAUAUUUUACAAGCUGACUUCAGGUUGAUAGAUCUUUAUCCAAGUCGAGUCAUCAACUUUGAAGUCAGGGUUGGCUUUCCUUUUGUUGUCGUAAAACAACCUGUAAAAUUGCAGAUGGCAACCACCCAGAAAGGAUUUAUGAGCUGAUCUUAGACUUGCCUUAACACAUUGUACAGUAUUUAAAGAAAUCAAAUUCUAUGAAGUAAGUUGACACUUCUGCUUGUGGUUGUCUCCAACUCCAAACUUUAUUUUGUAAUAUUGUACAAAGCAAGGAGUAAUUGUGAGUAAAGUACAGUUGACUGUAAUUGUUGAGAGACGUCCUUACUGAUCUGCUGCUCACAACACUGCACGAGGGGGAAUUUAGAAAGUUUAAAGCCUCUUCACUGGAGGUUGGAAAUAGCUUAAUGCACGGUCCUGCACUUUUUGAAUAGAUGAAGGAUUGAGGAAAACAGGUUGCUUGAGGUUGGAUGAAAGGUCAGAUGGUUUGCUGGGGAAUCUCCUAAUUAUGCGUUUUAUCAUCAACAAGUGUGUAUUGUUACCAAAGUGAAAACAGAAUAUAACCAAUAUGGGUAGCCAAAGUAGAAUAGUGUGUAAAAUAAAUGAAUGGUACUUUAAACUCUUACUGUAUAAAUUGAUGUUCAAUGAUACUUUAUUAUUCCAUUUUCUUUUGUAUCCUUCAUUGCCAAUUGUGGUGGUAUUUGAAGCAAGACUAAUCUCCAGUCUUUCUACUAAGUGGGUGGAGUUUAUAGCAAGGAAUGUGACUUUUACUUUAUUGGGGAAACACUUACGUGCUUGUUCAAAGUUUCAGCUGUGAGGAUAUUGUACGUUUGUUGCAUUUUGAGUGUGUUACUUUUCUAGUAGAUGCAUUUUAUUUUCUAUGUAUAUUUUUUUCCUGUGUUAGGUCUUGUUUUAAACUGUACAUGUAUGCAACGUUAGUUUGACUGUUGUUUCACAACAUAUGAUUUUGUGCAUUCAGACAUUUUAUUUUGUUCUUAAUAGAAAUGCAUUUACAUGUAUUUCAUAUUUUUCAAUGCUUUUCUUGAGGUGCUCUUGAAAAUGAUAACCAAUUGUAGUUACGUUUUUUUCUUAUAUUUCAUUUUCAUUAGGUUUGAGAAUGUAGUAAUUAAAUGCUACUUGAAGUGUUUACAUUAUUUAUUUACAUUUUUGUUGCUAAAAUCCCGUAGGAGAAGUCUUCAGAUAUCUGUGUGAAACCAUGUAAAAUGUACAUUUUUUUCUUAAAACUGUUUUGGUUGUGAACAAAAGAGAAAUGUGAUUAGACAUUAAAUAGCUAUCCUUCAAAAAUACGAGUAA
Acanthaster planci (crown-of-thorns starfish) is the source of this 3025-nucleotide messenger RNA. RefSeq names its product cyclic AMP-dependent transcription factor ATF-2-like. The record is from RefSeq and is a predicted model, not a curated record. Gene Ontology annotation, biological process: regulation of DNA-templated transcription. Gene Ontology annotation, molecular function: DNA binding; DNA-binding transcription factor activity. NCBI's taxonomy places the organism in Eukaryota, Metazoa, Echinodermata, Asteroidea, Valvatida, Acanthasteridae.